AUGCCCGCUCAAACCUCCGGCGCCGAAGACUACCAGAACAUCUUUCACUGGGCCGAGACCCAGAAGGAUGGGACCAUCCCGUCCUUCGCGACAAGGAAGAAUGAUCCCUACGAGUACCAAUCUGGCUUUGGAAAUGACUUUGAAUCAGAAGCCAUCCCAGGCACAAUCCCACAGGGACAGAACAACCCAAGAGCGAUUCGCUUUGGGCUCUAUGCCGAGCAGAUGACCGCCUCCGCCUUUGUCGCCCCUCGACAUGCCAACAAGAAAGCAUGGCUUUACCGAGUCCGACCAGCCGUCGCACAUGAAGGAUUUACCAGCCUGCCAGACAACAAGGACAUGGAGUCAAACUUCAUCCCCCUCAACCCGCGAGUUCACCUCUCACCCACCCAAUUGGCUUGGUUGCCCUUUGAUAUCCCCAAGGAUGGAGAGGUGGAUUUUGUCUCGGGACUCAAGACCAUUGCGGGAUCAGGUGAUCCUACACUUCGUGAGGGUCUGGCAACCCAUGUUUACACCGCCAACGCGAGCAUGAAGCAGAAGGCAUUUGUCAACUCGGACGGAGACUUCCUCAUCGUUCCCCAGCAGGGAACUCUAGACAUCCAGACCGAAUUCGGUCCCCUCUACGUGCAACCCGGCGAAAUCUGCGUCAUCAUGAGAGGUCAGCGUUUCCGUGUCGAGCUUCCAGAUGGACCCUCCCGUGGUUACAUUCUGGAGGUCUGGGGCACGAACUUUGAGCUUCCGGAGUUAGGACCCCUGGGCGCAAACGGUCUUGCCAACUCGCGGGACUUCCUCCACCCCAAAGCGAAGUACGACGCCAAGAAGGAGCGCUGGGAGAUUAUCUACAAGCUUGGAGGGAAGUUCUUCAAGAGCACACAGGGCCACUCGCCGUUUGAUGUCGUUGCAUGGCACGGCAACUAUGUUCCCUACAAAUAUGACUUGACCAAGUUCGUCAAUGUCGGCUCUAUCUCAGUCGACCACAUCGACCCCUCCAUUUUCUGUGUCCUGACUGCCAAGUCAAGAGACCCCACCGCACCCCUCGCAGACUUCCUGAUCUUCUCACCCCGAUGGGACGUAGCAUCCCACACCUACCGCCCACCAUACUACCACCGAAACGUCGCCUCCGAGUUAAUGGGUCUCAUCUACGGAGAUUACGGCGGACGAUCAGACGAGUUCCAACCCGGUGGUGUGUCAUUCGAGUGCGGUAUGGUCCCCCACGGCGUCGCCUACGAAGAGUUCAAGGCGGCGACCGAGACGCAACCGCCCGAGAUGCAGAUCUCCAAGGGCUCCAUCGCCAUCAUGUUCGAAUCCAGCCGGCCCUUCACCAUCACCGACUUUGCCUGGAAUAGCCCCAAGAAGCACGAGCACGAGCCCAAGAUGUGGGACAACCUGGUCGACAACUUCUCCACCCACGCCAAGGAGAUCGACGAGAUCCUGGCCCAACACAAGACAAAUGAUCUGAAGAUUGCGAAUGGGAAACCAAAGGGGUUCGCUAGUGGAAGCGCCCAGUAA
Molecule: messenger RNA, 1506 nt
Organism: Amorphotheca resinae ATCC 22711
Lineage: Eukaryota; Fungi; Ascomycota; Leotiomycetes; Helotiales; Amorphothecaceae
Exons: 5
Coding region: 1-1506 (501 amino acids)
Biological process (GO): L-phenylalanine catabolic process
Cellular component (GO): cytoplasm
Molecular function (GO): homogentisate 1,2-dioxygenase activity
Source: RefSeq, a predicted model, not a curated record